AGAGGCUGCAAAAUAGCCUCAUCCCCAGAGCGCCGGAGCGCAUCCCCAGAGCGCCUCUCCCCCUAGCGUACAGGGCGCUAGCUCCGAUAAGGGCCUGGGGCGUCGCGCUACAGCAAGCCCCCGUUCCCUUCGGGGACUCCGUCCUGCGCAAGUAAGUACGGAGUAAGCCGCUUGGGCUUCCCCCACGGGCGACGAGGCACGUCUAAGACGCCAUGGGAGAGAGAUCGACAUCGACCCUGCGCUACGUUGCAAUUUCUUGGUGCUCGAUGCCGACAAUUGUGUGCGUGUGCGUGUGUGGUUCUGAAGGUUCUGGCGUUUCGCCGGAGAGCAGUAGGGCUUAUUACCUAGUUUGAGGAAUGAAUGAUACGACUCGGACUGAAAGAACAUGUAUGGCGACAUCCACAGCAGUUAUAUUUCCUUUACAUAAAACACCCCAUCAACCGUCACAACCAACCUCGGCACCCUCCCCCAGCAGCAUCCUACGCUGUAAGUCUAGCCUCAUUUCCAGAUUCCGUCUCCAAUCCCAAACCUUUUCUAAUCCCUCACAUCCAUCACCACUCACUCGUUAGCCCGGGUGUCGGUCAAGGUCUAUCCGCCUCCAAGCUCAUCCCCUCCCUGUUCCCCGGCCUCAAUCCCUGCGCCCCAUGCUGCCAGGAAAACAAUCAGACGAACCGCCACCUCAGCUCUCAUCCUCCUCGUCCCAGAGUACGACGCUGGUCCCGUGGUCACCACGCCAUCAAUUGGGUGUUCCCCCCCGCGGGCGCUGCGAGAUACAACGUUCCGUUGGAGCUUCCCUGUCGAGCGUCUCCCAAAUGCUGGAACAUACCUAACAACCAAUGCCAUCUUCUCACACCCUGUCCCCUGUGUCGCUUGUGCCAUUGGUCCGUGAACGACACCCCACCCGUUGAGAAAGCUCCGAAGGUCCAGAAAGUCCAACUUCUUCCACUCAAGCGCCGCGCGGGGAUGCCGCUGUUGGACAGUCGGUCCCCCUCUCUUCCGUAAACGGACUGUACCUAUCGGCAGAACGGCUCACACCGGUGCUGUUGAAAAGGAUGCCCACAUAUUAACCUUAUCGAAAGCCUGUUAGGAGCCUUUCCUAAUACUCAGUUACCUUGAAUGAAUCGACGCAUUGCCGAUCCUCCAGGACCCAGCAUCGAAUCAUAAGGGCCCGUAGCUCGUC
This is a messenger RNA of Ilyonectria robusta, 1180 nucleotides long. RefSeq lists its product as uncharacterized. Bases 361 to 1002 code for a protein of 213 amino acids. Lineage: Eukaryota; Fungi; Ascomycota; Sordariomycetes; Hypocreales; Nectriaceae. The record is from RefSeq and is a predicted model, not a curated record. The transcript has a single exon.